AUGUUGUGCCCAGAAGUAUGGAACUUUCCUCCACCAAAAGUAAUGAUAACCCACAGAAAAGACCAGGAUAUGGAAUCAAUAAACAAAACAGUGAACAUGAACUAUUUCUACAGAAGCUUAAUAAUAACAUGCCCUGAUGAGAUACAAACGCCGAGUUCCAUUCAAGAUUUAAUAACAGAAGACACCGAUUAUUACAAACUGUCCGAUUGUUCACUCACAGAAUUUGUGGAGCCAGUUUUCAUUGAAAGUUUUAUUAAAACCGGCAAAGUAUAUUGUUUAUCAACAGACAGAAAUUGUAUUAUACAAAAUUGUGCUGCUAUAACUCCUGAUGGACAUCUUGUAUUACAUAUUCCUGAUUAUGUUUUCCAAACAUUAGGAUUUGAAGGAACGAAGCGCCUACACAACUUUUAUGAAGUGAAAAUUAAUCUUAAAACAAUAAAGAACCACUCGAAAGUGCGGACAUCGCUGCAGAAGUUGGAUAAUUUUGACUUUAAUAUAACUUGGGAGCCAAAUAAUGAAGAAAUCUGCCCAUCAUCAAUAGCCAAGUAUUUCAGUGAGAAGAGUAUAAAUAUUUCAGUUCACUCAUUGAAAACAAGGAAUGUUAUCCCAUCAGUGGAUGAAAUACCAGCAGUGAUAGAUGUGGAUAUCGAAGAAAUGGUUGAGUGGGUGGGAUUACUGGCAUAUGGAGUAGACAUGACUCCGACAGAACAAUACAUAAGCACUUAUUGUCAACCUGAGAGUGAGAAUGCAAUUAAAACUGGAAGAAUAAGCAUUAUGAUAGCCAGUGGUUUCAUAACUCCUUCAUUGCUACUCAGCAACAUUGCUGAUGGAUUGAUGUUAAUGGUAGACAGAUAG
Messenger RNA from Spodoptera littoralis (African cotton leafworm), 855 nucleotides. NCBI's taxonomy places the organism in Eukaryota, Metazoa, Arthropoda, Insecta, Lepidoptera, Noctuidae. The record is from the annotation of a GenBank genome assembly.